Messenger RNA from Morus notabilis, 1164 nucleotides. RefSeq names its product actin-related protein 2/3 complex subunit 4. Gene Ontology annotation, biological process: actin filament polymerization; Arp2/3 complex-mediated actin nucleation. Gene Ontology annotation, cellular component: actin cytoskeleton; Arp2/3 protein complex. Gene Ontology annotation, molecular function: actin filament binding. Lineage: Eukaryota; Viridiplantae; Streptophyta; Magnoliopsida; Rosales; Moraceae. The record is from RefSeq and is a predicted model, not a curated record. The transcript is spliced from 9 exons. Bases 336 to 890 code for a protein of 184 amino acids.
GAGGGCAAGAGGCUUUAAAAACUCUCCCCUCUCUCUUUCUCUAGACAACGCCACCCUCUCUCUCCUCUCUCCGGCGAGCCGAGAUCCGCCAAGCCCGACCCAGCCGACGUCCUCCGCCGCCUCUAAGGUUGCCAUCGUCUGCAGGCCGACAGCCCCUGCAAAACGGGCCCACCCGAUUCUGCCCAAAACUCUCGCCGUGAUUUCCUCGCCGUCGCCUCAAGGAUUUUAGCGCUUAUACGGUGGACCAAGCGCACAUUAGCAUCCCCAAACUCAUUCUCCAGAUCAAUUCAACCAAAAAUCUCCUCUUUAUAAAUCACCAUCUCCUCACACACAUUAUGGCAAACACAUUACGUUUGUAUUUGACGUGCAUAAGGAAUACUCUUGAGGCCGCAAUGUGCUUACAGAACUUUCCUUGCCAAGAAGUUGAGAGACAUAACAAGCCUGAGGUUGAGCUCAAGACCAGCCCAGAACUUCUUCUGAAUCCUGUUGUGAUCUGUCGGAAUGAGGCUGAAAAAUGUUUAAUAGAGACGUCCAUUAAUUCAUUGCGCAUAAGCCUCAAGGUAAAGCAGGCGGAUGAACUCGAAAACAUACUGACUAAAAAAUUUCUUAGAUUUUUGUCGAUGAGAGCAGAAGCAUUCCAAGUGUUGAGAAGAAAGCCAGUACAGUGCUUGAGACUUUCCAAUGUCCCACUCGCCUGUGAGAAAACUUUGGGUUAUGAUAUUAGUUUUCUUAUAACAAAUUACCACUGUGAGGAGAUGCAGAAGCACAAGCUCAUUGAUUUUAUUGUACAAUUCAUGGAGGAUAUUGAUAAAGAGAUAAGUGAACUUAAGAUGUCGGUGAAUACACGAGGAAGGUUGGUAGCAACAGAGUUCUUGAAGCAAUUUAUCUAAAGCUUUUGUAGAUUACCAUGUUGUAUACGGAUAUGUGGCUUUCAAAUUUUGUCCAACCAUUAUUGUUUAUUACCCCCUCUCCCUUGCAUUUUCUUUUCUCUGUGUUUUUCUGGUUAUCUAUCGAAGCACUUGGCUAGUAUUUGUUGCGAUAAUCAGCGAAUUUUGUCAUGAUUUUGGUGCUUUCAUUCCCUAUUUCUUAGAAUCUAAAGUGCUUAUCGAACAAGUCUUAGGAUGAAAGAUAUGGAACUUGAUCCUACAAUAUCAGAAUGGUUUA